Molecule: messenger RNA, 4371 nt
Organism: Dromiciops gliroides (monito del monte)
Lineage: Eukaryota; Metazoa; Chordata; Mammalia; Microbiotheria; Microbiotheriidae
Gene: FAM120B
Product: family with sequence similarity 120B
Exons: 12
Coding region: 580-2670 (696 amino acids)
Cellular component (GO): nucleus
Source: RefSeq, a predicted model, not a curated record
UUCGGGCUGUUCGGGGUUUUUUGUUUUGUUUUGUUUUGUUUUAUGAAUCCAAGCAAUAACAAAAGAAAAGAAAAAAAAGAACCACACACAAAAUCAGAGUGUUUCGGUGUCUUAAAUAGCGAAAUGUAUGCGCCUGCUUGUUGGCCCCGGGUCUCUUCUUGUAUGUGAUCUUUGCUCUCUGCCUGCCUGGGUCUCUCACCAAGUGUGAAGCGCUGAGGAUCUGACUCUCGCCCGGCGCCUGCCGCCCUUAUAUCCCGCCGGCCGCCUGCAUGGUUAAUGAGAUGCAAAUGAGCAGCCCCCCAAUCUGGCGAGAGCUGUCACAAAGGAGCCACUUUUCCAAACCCUCCUCUCAAUGGAUCGCCAAAUGCAAGAGCAACCCGUUGCCAAGGGAACCGGGCACCCGCUGCGCCUGCGCAUUCGCCCUCCAGGCACUGGGCGUGUGGCUCGUGAGAAGGGCUCACCGGAGCGGAAGCGGAAGUGGAGGCUCGACCGGCCGGCGGUAUCUGGGGAGGGAAAGCAAGGCGUGAGUUGCAGACUGGAUCCUGGUGCUGUCGCUAGAUUAAUACCAAGAAUUCAACAAUGGGUGUGAGAGGUUUACAUGGAUUUGUGGGAAAUGCCUGUCCCAAUGUAUGUACAGUAGUAAAUUUGAAAGAAAUGGCAGAAAAAUACCAAAUUCACCAUCCUGGAUGCACUCCUGUAAUUGUUGUUGAUGCCAUGUGCUGUCUUAAACAUUGGUAUACACCAGAAUCUUGGGUUUGUGGUGGCCAGUGGCUGGAAUACCAUUCUGUUUUACAAGAUUUCAUUAAAGCUUUUACCACAGCAGGCAUCAAAUUGGUAUUCUUCUUUGAUGGUGUGGUAGAGCAGAAUAAGAGACGUGAAUGGGUAAAACGGAGACUCAGGAACAACAAGGAGAUAUCUAAAAUCUUUCAGUUCAUCAAGACCCAUAGACGGCAACCAGACAGAGAUAUGUUCUUCAUUCCCUCAGGGCUGGCCACAUUUACACGUUUUGCUUUAAAAUCUCUGGGUCAGGAAACUGUGUGUUCAUUACAAGAGGCAGACUAUGAAGUGGCUUCUUAUGGUCUCCAGAAUAACUGCCUGGGAAUUCUUGGAGAAGAUACCGACUAUCUCAUCUUUAAUACAUGCCCUUACUUUUCUAUUAGUGAGCUCCGCCUUGACAGUCUUGUUACUGUUAUGUUCUCGAGAGAGAACCUUUGUCAUAGCCUGGGUCUCGACGUAACAGAUCUUCCUCUCUUGGCCUGCCUCUUGGGCAAUGAUACUGUUCCAGAAGGCAUGUUGGAAAGGUUUCGGCAAAAAUGCCUGUCUGGUUAUUCUUCUGCUAAACAGAACAAUGACAAAAGAGCUAACACAAUUCUAGCUGUGGCAGACUACAUAGCUAGGGUACUCCACUCACAGCAGGGGGUGAAAACCCUGGAAGAGAUGUUACCUUUGGGACAAAACAAAACUGUGUUUUGCAGAGGGCUGGCAUCCUAUCUCCUUCCAGGGCAACAUUCUCCCUGGCUUCUCCAAAUACCCAGCUUGGAAACCUCAGACAAGCAAGAAGGAACCAUGUGUUCAGACCCAGAGAUCUUACAGGUAGCUAAGGAGCAACACAUACGGGCUGAAAGCUACCUGGUCUACAAUAUCCUAAGCAGUGGAGAAAUUGAAUGCAGCAACACAAUGGAAGAUGAACUUGACCCAGAACUCCCUGGCCAGGCACUGAUUUUCCGUCCUGCUCGGCAGCAUAUUUACUCACUCUUGUUGGAAGACAGUAAAGAUACUUGCAGAUCCUGUCCCAUGAUAAAGGAGUGGUUUGUGUACUUUGGAAAUGAGCUGAAGCAGCCAGAACUGGUACAACCCAUAACACUAGACAUUCCAGGUGGAACACCUAGUUUGAGAACACUGUGGCUGAGCCAAGAGGCAGAGGUACAAGCCCAGCGCUAUAACACCUUCCUGGCCUGCUUUCAGCUUUGGAACGAAAGAGAAGAACUUCAGGCUCUGGAAAACUCUCUCACAGCCCUGUGCUGUCUCUUGCUAUACCUCCUUUGGCAGGUGGAUACUCUCUCCCUGGAGGACUUAAAUGCUUUUAUUGCUCAGACUUUGUGCCUCCGAGGAAAAUCGGCUGCUCAGCUCUCCCGCAUACAGCUCACCCAUGUUGACUCCAGAGCUGUACAACUUGGCUCCCUCUUCAUCCGGGGCCUUACCUAUUUGAUUCUGGCCAACAGUGCUUGUGGGUUUCCAUUCAGAAUGGAUGAUUUGAUGGCUUGGAAGAUGUUCGAUGGAAAACUUUUUCAACAGAAGUACCAGCAGUCACACAGAGGCUGUUCUGUGGAGGAACUUCUAGAAGGCAACAAAUGUUGGCUUACUGAGUUUAAGAACCUAAAGUCACUGAUUUGCAAGGCCUGCGUGAAGAAAAACCGAGCUCUUCAAAGCAGACAGCGAGGACCUCAAUUCAUCAGAGAGUCAGAAAACAGAAGAUGGGGCUCCAGUUUCCAGAGAUCACAUCAGCCUCGUUUUCCCCCUAUGUAUCAUAAUCCCAACCAAGGACACCAGUGGAGAGGCCUUGGGCCUUACUCAUCUAGAUUUGAAGCUGGUCCUUCAGGUAGAGGAUAUAGGUCAGAAGAGCCAAUCCAGAAGAGAAGAUUCCAGCACACUCCCAGAUGGCCUAGAUGACACCAUAAUGCUGCUGGGAUGGAGCAGAAAUGUUUUACAGAUGAAGAUGACAUUUUAAAACAUGGGAAUUGAACAAAGAGAAAUAUACCUGUUUAAUUCUACUGUCUGUAAACCAAAUCAAAAAAGAUUAUUUAGAAAAGAUGGUGUUCACUUAAAAAUAGCAUUGUAUUUGUGUGGUGUCUUCUGUAUUCUGAUCUGUUGGUCAUUGUCAUUAAGUAAAAGUAUAUAAAUUUUUUUCCAGCAAGCAAGAUAUGACAAAAAUUGAAAGGAAAUUACCAGUUUAUCCAUUCAGAUUUGGGGUGAGAUUUCAAAUUAAACUUCACAUUAAAAGCCCUUUCCUGGGGCAGCUAGGUGGUACAGUGGAUAGAACACCGGCCCUGGAGUCAGGAGUACUUGAGUUCAAAUCCAGCCUCAGACACUUAACACUUACUAGCUGUGUGACCCUGGGCAAGUCACUUAACCCCAAUUGCCUCACUUAAAAAUUAAAAAAAAAAAAUUUUUUUUUAAAAAGCCCUUUUCUUCCUAUAAGUCAUUUCUAUACAGUAAAACAUCUGGAAAGACUUGAAUUUAGCCACUGCUCCCUCUGUGGUGGUAGAGCAAAAAGAGUGAUAAUUCUGAAUGUUCUUUAUCACCUUCAAAAGUUUUUAUAACAUUAAUGGGAAUGAUCUGUGAUUUACAGCCAAGUAUGACUUUAGUAAGUCCUAGAGAGUUCCUUGAGGCAGAUGAGGUAAAGUGACUUGCCUAGGAUCACUCAGCUACUCAGUGCCAGAGGCAUAAUUUGAACCCACAGCCACCUGAAUUCUAGCCAAACCCUUUGCAGCACUAUGCUGCUGAGAAGUAUUUAAAAACAAUAACAAAUAGAAAUUUACCUGGAAAGUAUGAUAUUGACUCUAAGGACAGUGUAGAUGGCAUAAUAGUGUGAGUAGGAAAGUUUUUAACAGUGAGAAUAGUAAAGAAUUAUUUGUGAAUAUGAUGCUGAAAUCAUCUCUCAAUCAUGGCUGUUAGGUGCCCAGAAUUGUGCUAUAUGUCAUGGGAAAUAAAGUAUAAGGCAUGGCUUCUGCCCCCAAGAAGCAUACAAUUUAGUUGAAGGAGGGGAGUAAUCUUAGUACUAGUAAAAGCAACAAUUAGGUGAAAAUAUAUAAUUAAGUGAUUUGUUAUUUGGAAUUUAAGUGUUAAAGAGUUUGAGAAGGAAAGAUCACUGUAAAUUGGAGUAGUCAGGGAAAAUAUUCUCGUAUAUGAUAGGAUUUUUCACUUUUCAUGAAGAUAUUUUCUCUUUGAGGCAACAGAACUUAAACUCUUGAGUUCUCCCUACCAUUAGAAGAGCUAAGCUCCUUUGUGUCCCCAUGGAAGGUUAAAGACACCGUGAGGGAGGAAGGAAAAAAUAGGAGAGGAUCAAAAAAGAGAGUAGAAGAAGAAGGAAAUAAGGACAAAAUGAAAAAGAAAAGUGGAAGGAAAAAAGAGGAAUCUGUGGUGAGCAGUGGUAGAAUACAUCAGGCAUUCCCUGAUUAAUGUCUAUGAAAGUUCCUUCCCAUUGGCCUAAAAAUUAUAUCUUCACAUAACUGAUGGACUUUUAAAAUUACAUCCCCAAUAUGAAAGAGGGUAGUCUAACAGUACCAGAUCUCAAACUGUAUUAUACAGUGGUAAUUCUCAAAAACAAUCUGGUAUUGGCUAAUAAAUAGGUUGAUCAGUGGAAUAGAAUAG